Messenger RNA from Ctenocephalides felis (cat flea), 888 nucleotides. Its product is annotated as vacuolar-sorting protein SNF8-like. NCBI's taxonomy places the organism in Eukaryota, Metazoa, Arthropoda, Insecta, Siphonaptera, Pulicidae. Bases 142 to 888 code for a protein of 248 amino acids. Gene Ontology annotation, biological process: protein transport to vacuole involved in ubiquitin-dependent protein catabolic process via the multivesicular body sorting pathway. The transcript has a single exon. The record is from RefSeq and is a predicted model, not a curated record. Gene Ontology annotation, cellular component: ESCRT II complex.
UUAGGAAAUAAAUCUCUUGGCUUCCAUUAUUAUUUAUAUUUUAUAUGUAGUGAAUUCCAAUGCGCGCUCUAAAAUUAAUUGAUGUUAAAAUAAUUUCAACAAAUAACAUUUAACAAAAAUUCGGCCAAAUAUAACCUAAAAAUGCGUCGUCGCGCUGGUAUAGGAGCUGUGCACCAGCAAAAAUAUGAGUCAGAAAAAUAUAAAGAUAAAGGUACCGAAAUCCAAGACAACCAAUUCGAAAUAAUGACCCGUCAAUUAGAAGUAUUCCGUGAAAAUCUGGAAGAAUUUGCUAUGAAGCACAAAAAUGAAAUACGUAAGAACGCCGAAUUCCGUCGACAGUUCCAAGAAAUGUGCGCAUCAAUAGGAGUAGAUCCUCUAGCUUCAGGAAAAGGUUUCUGGUCAGUUCUAGGCGUUGGAGAUUUCUAUUACGAAUUAGCUGUUCAAGUCGUUGAAGUUUGCAUGGCAACAGCAGAAAAAAAUGGUGGAUUAAUAACCCUGGAAGAAUUAAGAUCCAAAUUAAUCGCAGCUAGAGGACAAAGUAAGAAGCAUCAAGAAAUCACAUGUGCUGAUUUAUUAGCUGCAUCUAAAAAACUGAAGGUUUUUGGCAACGGUUUCACAGUAAUUCCACUAAGUAAAGGUCGAUACUUAGUUCGGUCAGUUCCUGGUGAGUUAAGCAUGGACCACUCUGCAGCUUUAAGAGUUGCAGCAGAUAUUGGACAAGCCCACUUGUCCGUCAGUAUUUUGAAUAAAGAACUAGGAUGGGACGAACUUCGUAGUAAAAGUGUGUUAGAGUAUUUAAUUGGACAUGGUUUAGCUUGGAUAGAUUUACAAGGUGAAGAACCAUUAUAUUGGUUUCCUAGUUUAUUUGCGGCUUGUGUAGCUUCAUGA